AUCAGGUAAGAGUAUCCAUGCGGACUGGCCCAUUCCACUAGACCAGCUCUACCAUGAACGCGAAUUUUUUAUUCGUGGGUCUUUGCGAGCCGACACUCAAGCUAGGAUUAUGCAACCCUAGCCCGUCUGCCGUGCUUGUGGGCGCCACACUUGAAGUCUCUCCAUAAAUUUCAUGCUGUCAUCUCCUUCCUUGAUUUCUUCAAGAAUUGGAUCUUGAUUCAAUGCAAGCCCAAUGCGUGACACGCGUCAGGCUAAUACCCAAAGCGUGGCACUUUCACUUUUACUCUCUCAUCAAUCCUUUGAGGCCUCAAAAAUCAAAUCUUUUUCAAACCCUAACCCUAGAAAUGGUGACGCACUCGGGUUCUGCCAAGAGACCCAUGUGCCCAUCGUGCUCAAAGCCCACCCGUCUCUGCCUCUGCACCCGCCUCAAGACCCCGCGGCUCCACAACUCCGUGGCCGUCACGAUUCUUCAGCACAGUCUAGAGAAGAAUCACCCCCUCAAUUCCACAAGAAUAGCAUCAAUUGCCCUCGAGAAUCUCAGCGUAAUCCCAGUUUCUGAUGUCAAUUUCCAAGCCGAGUUUUCUAUCCGCUUACUUUGCCCAAAUCCUGAAAUGGGUGUUGCUAAUUUGGAUGAAAGUGGUGGGGAAUGCAGAGAUAUAAUGAAGCAAAGUGAUUGCAGUGUUGAUUUGAAGCCCAGUAGUGAAGUAAUAUCUGACAGUAAAAGUGAGAUUUUCAAUGGGAAUGGUGAAAAGGCUGUUGUUUUUACAGUUGAGAAGCAGGGAAGAAUAGCAUCUUUCCAAGAUUGUUGGAAGGUGGAAAAUGGAGUGGCAAGAUGGGAUUUUGAUCACCUGUUGGGCUGUAGAGAAGCUGUGAGUGAUUUGGGGAAAGGGUUUGUGGUGAAAAAGCUGCAAAGAAACAUUGAGUUUGAAGAGAAAGAAGAGUUUGAAAUUGCAGUUCCUGCAGGAUCUGUGCUGCUUUUUCCCAGUGAAAAAUCAGGUGGCGUUGAAGGGCUAGAUUUUGAGGUGAAGAAUUUGAUUGUGUUGGAUGGGACGUGGGCGAAGGCGAGGAGAAUGUACAACGAGAAUCCAUGGUUGAAGCUUUUGCCUCAUCUGAAAUUGGACAUGGAUAGGCUGAGCUUGUAUGGCGAAGUGAGGCAUCAACCAAAACAGGGAUGCUUGUCUACCAUUGAAAGCAUUGUUUAUGCACUCAAGGCUGUAGGUGAAGAAGAUUUGGAGGGCUUGGAUUGUUUGCUUGAUGUCUUUGCUUCCAUGGUUGGAGAUCAAAGGCGAUGCAAAGAUGAAAGAUUGAAAAAACCAUAUUCAAUAAAUGAAUAAACCACACUCUUAGCAUAUUCACUCUAUUCAAUUGUUUUUGUAAAAGAUUAACUUUCUAAUCUUCUAUUCCUUAUCAAUGCUACAUGAACAUUGAAACACUGUUGGUACUAUCUGUAAUUGAGAGAGGUAUUAUUGAUGCAAUUGUUAUAUCCUAAUACAAAAAUUUUGUACCUUCAAUUAAAA
Molecule: messenger RNA, 1517 nt
Organism: Ipomoea triloba (trilobed morning glory)
Lineage: Eukaryota; Viridiplantae; Streptophyta; Magnoliopsida; Solanales; Convolvulaceae
Exons: 2
Coding region: 222-1334 (370 amino acids)
Source: RefSeq, a predicted model, not a curated record